UCACUGGUUCCUUCAGUUGAGAACCUAUCGCGAAAAGGCUGCACUGGAUAGAAAUAAAUUUGUUAAUGGAUUUGUUCCGGCCCCGUCAGCACGGCAGUACCAUUUUAGCGGACUAGGAGACGGACCCGACAAGGAUUUACAACCGGGGAAAACAACCGCCAAAAACGAGGCCCUCCGAAUGGGGAAAAUGCAAAGUGAACUACAGGCCACAACAACAACAACUGCUGACAUGUGCAACGUAGCAUGUAAAAAGGGGAUUUUCUGGGACUACUUGCGGGCAAGUGGUCAAAGGACUUGGAUGCCCCUGCUCCUGGUCAUUAUCCUCAUCGGGAGCUCGACUGCCGCAGAACCCCUUAAAGUUAUAUACGCUGUGAACGCUGGCGGAGAAGAGCACACCGACCUAAAUGGCGUCCAAUACGAUGCGGAUCCCCUUAAAGGCGUUGGGAUCGCCUCGGACUACGGCAAACACCUGCUGAUGAUCGGCCGGGUUCAGGAACAUGACGAGGUGCUCUACAGAACCGAACGCUAUCACACCACCACCUUUGGCUACGACUUACCCAGCGAUGGUGAUGGAGAUUACGCCCUGAUAAUGAAGUUCUGUGAAGUCUACUUCGAUGCGCCACAGAAAAAGGUCUUCGAUGUGCUGCUCAACCGAAAGCACACGGUUGUCCGUCAGCUGGACAUCUACAACCAGGUGGGCAGGGGCUCUGCCCACGACGAGAUCGUGUACUUCAAGAUCAACAAUGGUCGAUUAAACUACGAGGGCGAGGUGUCCGAUGUGCGGAAUGGACGUCUGCGAUUGGACUUUAUUAAGGGGGCUCUGGAUAAUCCCAAAAUCAAUGCCUUUGCCCUGCUCAAAGGAGAUGUCUCCCAGUUGCCGCGACUGCAUGGCACUGAAGCGAGUGAAAGGAUCAAGCCAGAGGGCAAGCCAAUUGUGGAACAGAAGACAGGAAAUCAAGUGGAGAGGGUAGUGCGCAACCAGCGUGAGGAUGUAGAUGAGGAUGAUGAAGAUCUGGACGACGAGGAGUUCGAAGAGGAGCUUCCCGAACAGCAAAACGACCAGCUGAGUAUUGAUCAGCCAUCCCAACAAUCGGCGGACUCCAAGCGAUCAUAUAGUGGCCCCCGUCAACCAAAUCCGUACUCGAUGGACGACUCUUCGAUCCUACUGCCGGUUUUCAUCGCCAUCGGGGCCUUUAUACCGCUGCUGUUCUGCCUCUGCAAGCUGUGAUCCCCAUCCGUUGCCCACUCAACGAUCUCGGCCUGCGUUGAUUUCCUGCUUUGUGAUUUUGUGAUUUUGAUAAAAGACUUAAUUGUAUACUUA
This is a messenger RNA of Drosophila suzukii, 1321 nucleotides long. Its product is annotated as malectin-B. Lineage: Eukaryota; Metazoa; Arthropoda; Insecta; Diptera; Drosophilidae. Gene Ontology annotation, cellular component: membrane. The record is from RefSeq and is a predicted model, not a curated record. Gene Ontology annotation, molecular function: carbohydrate binding.